ACUCUCACAACAUUAUAUACAUUAUUGAAAUAAUGUAGUGGUUCCUUGAUCAUCCAAGUUUCCUCUCAAAUCCUUUCUACAUGGGCGGUAAUUCGUAUGGUGGGAAGAUAACUGUGCUAACUGCUCAUAAAGUUGUUGAAGGAAAUGAAGGUGGUGAGAAGCCUCUAAUCAAUAUCAAGGGUUAUCUAGUUGGUAAUGCUGUAACAGGCGAUAAAGUUGAUACAAGCUCUCAAGCUCCACAUGCUUAUGGAUUGGGAAUUAUUUCUAAAGAGCUCUAUAAGCUGAUAAUGGCACAUUGUGCUGGAGAAGAAGACUUAAUAAGGCCUCAAAACGUGCUUUGUGCCACUCAUCUUGAGACAUUUAAUGGGUUUCUAUCAGAAAUUAAUUCUUAUAAUAUACUGGAUCCCGUAUGUUCUGAUGAACCUCCAACGUCAGCUAUGAGGUCUUUGAGGGAGAAUCCAGAGGAGUUCAUCAGCUUACCAUUGUCAUCAAUUCCUGAUAUUUCUUGUAUAACCGCUGAGCUUCUUGCCAAUUACUGGGGGAAUCACCAUCUUGUGAAAAAGGCACUCCAUGUCAAGGAGGGAACAACUGAACGAUUUCACCGCUGUGAUUUCAAUGUGAAUUCGUAUUAUUACACACGAAGUGUCCCAAGCACUGUACCUUAUCACUAUAGUUUCAUUACUCGAGGAUUUCGAGCUCUAGAAUACACCAUUUUGUUCUCAAACAAUUUAACUUUUGCAACUGUAAAGGGUGGAAGUCAUGUAGCACCGGGUAAAAUGCCGUUAGAAUGUUUUGCUAUGUUUGAAAGAUGGAUUUCUCACGAGAGUCUCUGA
Molecule: messenger RNA, 833 nt
Organism: Phalaenopsis equestris
Lineage: Eukaryota; Viridiplantae; Streptophyta; Magnoliopsida; Asparagales; Orchidaceae
Product: serine carboxypeptidase-like 19
Exons: 9
Coding region: 81-833 (250 amino acids)
Biological process (GO): proteolysis; secondary metabolic process
Molecular function (GO): acyltransferase activity, transferring groups other than amino-acyl groups; serine-type carboxypeptidase activity
Source: RefSeq, a predicted model, not a curated record